Culicoides brevitarsis is the source of this 764-nucleotide messenger RNA. RefSeq names its product transmembrane protein 50A. Gene Ontology annotation, biological process: protein targeting to vacuole; late endosome to vacuole transport via multivesicular body sorting pathway. The transcript is spliced from 4 exons. The record is from RefSeq and is a predicted model, not a curated record. NCBI's taxonomy places the organism in Eukaryota, Metazoa, Arthropoda, Insecta, Diptera, Ceratopogonidae. The coding region runs from base 116 to 586 and encodes 156 amino acids.
CAGAAAACCCAAACAAAAUAAGAACGAUUAGUCAGACAGCAGCGAAAAAGUUAAUUAAACAAAGAUAAAAACAAAUUUUCGCCGAAUUUCCACAAAAAAUUCCAAAAAAUCCACAAUGUCUGCAUUUAUGGAGCGACUCAGCACGUGUUUCUACUUGGAUGAAAACGUAAUUUCGCGUCGGAAUGCCGUGGUGACCGUCAUUUCUUCAUUUUUGUUCACUGUUGGCUGGUGGCUCGUCAUUGACUCCUCAUCCACAGACAACAUGUUGACCUUCAGCCACUACGUUUGCGGCAUCAUCGGGACAAUUUCCUUCAUUAUGGUGAACGCUGUGUCGAAUGAUGUCUUAAAUGGCGGUGCUGCAUACGAAGGCGGUUGUUUGGGUGAAAAUGGAGCAAAAAUUUGGUUGUUCCUCGGCUUUGUGCUCGGAUUUUCUGCCGUAAUUGCCAGUGUUUGGGUCAUGAUUGUCGAUUUGAAGGAUCACGUCACGACGGGCGGCAUCCAAUUCUUGCUGCAAAACAUCUUUAUUCUCGCGGCAUCGCUUCUCUACAAGUUCGGAAAGCGGGACAACAGUGCAUUCAAUAUGUGACAACAACUGUGGUAAAAACGCCAGAAGACUCGAUUCUACUCCGUAAAAAUUGGCAUUAUUGAAUUAAAGUACGUCAAAAUUCGUAGAUUUCUGAUCCAACUCAUUUAGAAGCUGCUUUUUAUGUAAGCAAAAAGUAAAUAUUAAUGAUAUCUCGUGAAAAAUAAAACUUAUUUAUAAU